This is a messenger RNA of Alternaria metachromatica, 561 nucleotides long. RefSeq lists its product as uncharacterized. The record is from RefSeq and is a predicted model, not a curated record. The transcript has 2 exons. Bases 1 to 561 code for a protein of 186 amino acids. Lineage: Eukaryota; Fungi; Ascomycota; Dothideomycetes; Pleosporales; Pleosporaceae.
AUGGCGACAGUUAACGGCGUCACAACCAUCAUCCCUCCACCCGAUGGCUACGAGGUCGACUUCGCGAACCCACAGCGGAGGCUGGUGACGGAGACGUAUGUGGUCUUCAUCGUCGAGAACAUCUUGGCACUUGCGUUUCUUGGGCAGCGGCUCUACACCAAGAUUCGGCUUAUGAAGCAGUUCCAGAUUGACGAUGUCGGCGAGAGUCGCGGAUCUGAAAACAAAGAUUCCUCAGGUCGCAAUCGCGGGUUGCGCACCUGGGGAAGUGAUGGAAACGCCAAGCGCAAGUACGAUACGUUGAUGCGCACUGUAGACGGCGCGCAAGGAGACGGCGACGAUGAGAUUCCUCUUGCUAGCGUGGCUCCUAAAGCCUCGGGUGGGCGAGAGGCCAAGGCGCCGACCGGGCACGUCUCUUAUAAAGGAGACAACGAUAGCGAGGAAGCUAUCCUGUACGAGCGGACCGUCCAGGUCACAUAUGAAGGGGGUAACGGAGGCGACCCUGCGAAUCCGUACACACGUCAGGUCUGGCCAGACGGGCACCUGGCACCCCGGGCCCUGUGA